Asterias rubens (European starfish) is the source of this 1253-nucleotide messenger RNA. Its product is annotated as histamine N-methyltransferase-like. Lineage: Eukaryota; Metazoa; Echinodermata; Asteroidea; Forcipulatida; Asteriidae. The record is from RefSeq and is a predicted model, not a curated record. The coding region runs from base 292 to 1176 and encodes 294 amino acids. The transcript is spliced from 5 exons.
UGACAGUGAUGAGACCGAUGUUAAAAGCGGAGCCAUUUACAGAUACACCAUGUACACGUCACUACGGUUCAUGGUCGUCUGAUGAAGGUCACCACGUAAUGUUUGAAGAGUCGGUGGUCUUUUUUGUCGAGACGACCCUCCAAUCAGUUGAAUCCAAGACCCGUAUUUUGCUUUAAAGCCUUGUUUGGACUUGGACCAUCCGCCCUGCUGGCCGUAAUAGGAUUAAGUACAACAAACAACUGUUUCAUUUUUGACAUCAAGCAAGGGUAGAAGGGUACAAGGGUAGACAUUAUGGCAGCUUCUAAGCCAUUGAUGAGUUUGUUUGACAACCGGGACCGCUACUUCAAGGCGUAUGAGACUUUCCUUGUGUAUUCUGCCAAGUACGAACAUCAGGACACUUGGACCAAGACAGUGCUACUCGACAAGAUCGUCCCUCAUCUCCCAAACUUAAACCAAGACAAUGAGCUCCGUGUCUUAGGAGUAGGCAGUGGAUCUGGGGAAGUGGAGUUUCCAUUUUUGACCGCACUACUGAAGAAAUGUCCUAUCAUCACUAACCGUGUAGUUGAACCAGAUGAAGAUCAAAUUAUAAAGUACAAGGCAUUGGUUCAAACCAAGGGACACGAACUACUAGGUGUGAAGUUUGACUGGCGACAGCAAACCCUUGAACAAUACAGAGAUACUGACGGAGUUGGAACCAAGUUUCAUUUCAUCAGCGCUAUUCACUCCCUGUACGACGUGGAUGACAUAGAAAGUUCCUUGAUGUAUCUGUACGAUCUACUGGAACCUGGUGGCAUAAUGAUUUCGAUUCUCUUAUCAGACCAAUGUGGCUUGUGGAAGUUUAGGUCUCGUAUGCCCGACAUGUUGAAACAUGGUCUGCGUGAGUCUAGCUUAGCUGAUCUGCUUAGCUCGUUCGAUCGCCAUGACAUCCCUUAUGCCCUGAGUCGAUACACUUCUGAAAUGGAUAUCACCAAAUGCUUUGACGAGACAUCUGAGGACGGGGAUCUCUUGCUUGAUUUCUGUCUUCAAGUGAGCGAAUUCAAGAAGACGGCAUCAGCGACCAAGUAUAAGGAGGUGAUAGAGCAUAUGGCCAGCAGUGAGUGCUCUAAGAAAGACGGGAGAAAAAUCCUCAUGAGUAAUGAUUGGGAGGCAGUUAUCGUUACGAAGCCGUCUAAUUAAAGGCCCUGUACACGUUUGCUAAUUGUCAAAGACCAGUGUUCUCACUUGGUGUAUCCCACCGUAAGCAUAAAAUAACA